Juglans microcarpa x Juglans regia is the source of this 1190-nucleotide messenger RNA. Its product is annotated as purple acid phosphatase 3-like. Bases 166 to 1173 code for a protein of 335 amino acids. The record is from RefSeq and is a predicted model, not a curated record. Gene Ontology annotation, molecular function: acid phosphatase activity; ferric iron binding; ferrous iron binding. The transcript has 7 exons. NCBI's taxonomy places the organism in Eukaryota, Viridiplantae, Streptophyta, Magnoliopsida, Fagales, Juglandaceae.
GUCUUGUCAACUUUAUAUAAACUUUUGCGACCCCCCAAAGCUAUAUAAAAAGGCUGCCUUUGCCUUGAAGGCCCCCAUAAGCAAGCAUACCUAGACCAAGCUAGCUUCUUCCUGUUCCGGCCUGCAUCUCCCCUUCCUUUUUUCGGUUUCCGACAGCCCAAGACCAUGGCUGCCAUUCCCACCAAUAUUCGUAUGCUUUUUUUAUGUGUUAUGUUCACUACCAUUUUAAGCAAGUGUUUGGUUCCUUCCCUCGCAGAGCUUCGACGGUUUGAGCAAGCCACAACAAAAGCCGACGGUUCUCUAAGCUUUUUGGUCGUCGGAGACUGGGGAAGAAGAGGAGGUUACAACCAAACUGAAGUUGCUCAUCAGAUGGGAAUCGUUGGAGAAAAGUUGGACGUUGAUUUUGUGAUCUCCACCGGUGAUAACUUCUACGAUGCCGGUUUGACAGGCGUCGAUGAUCCGGCAUUUGACGAGUCAUUCACAGAUAUCUACACAGCGCCUAGCUUGCAAAAGCAAUGGUACAAUGUUUUGGGUAAUCAUGACUAUAGAGGUGAUGCUUUGGCACAACUGAGUCCCAUACUUAAGAAGUUGGACAGCAGAUGGCUUUGCUGGAGAUCUUUCAUUGUAAAUGCAGAAAUUGUAGACUUUUUCUUCUUGGAUACAACUCCUUUUGUUGACAAGUACUUCAACAAUCCAAAGGACGAGGUCUAUGACUGGAGAGGCAUACUACCUCGAGACCAUUACCUUUCAAAUCUUCUAAAGGACUUUGAUUUGGCAUUAAAAGAAUCGAGUGCCAAGUGGAAGAUCGUGGUUGGUCACCAUACUAUCAGAAGUGCUGGACACCAUGGUAACACCGAUGAGCUUAUAGUGCAUGUUCUUCCAAUCCUAAAGGCAAACUAUGUUGAUCUUUACAUAAAUGGGCAUGACCAUUGCUUGGAACACAUAAGUAGCUCCGACAGUCCAAUUCAGUUUUUAACAAGUGGCGGAGGCUCAAAGGCAUGGAGAGGUGAUGUUGACUGGUGGAAUCCAGAGGAGAUGAAGUUCUACUACGACGGGCAAGGCUUCAUGUCCGUCCAAAUCACUCCAUCGAGGGUUGACAUCUCAUUCCAUGAUAUUUUUGGCAAUGUUCUGCACAAGUGGGGCACAUCCAAGCAACUCUACUCUAGCACGUAAAACAAGUUUUAGUCCCA